GGCCUGUGUACGCAGGUGGCACGUGCAUCAGAACACCUUCACCAGGUUCCAACCCAAAAAAUGUCCUGUCUUCUCCAACCGAGCCCAAGAAUAUAGCUACCUCUUGAACCACAGCGCAGCAUCGAAUGUGCCCAAAACGGAGAUUCUCGGCCAAAUAUGCUUGAGUAUCGUGACAUCGGUGUCAACAAGGGACAUGGACAACAUCGAAAGCAGCAUUGCUGGGAAUGUAUCCGGCGUUAUCUGGUGUGUGAUUCUGAGCGGCCCGGAUGCAAAAGAUGCUUCUCGAACGGUACCGAGUGUCCCGGGUAUGGUAAUGCAAAGCCCACAAAGUUGAGAUGGCUUGCACCCGGACAGGUUAGAUCUCGCCGCACACGCGCGAAAACACCCUUAUCGUCCAACAAACGCUCCCAUGACAAAGAACUAGCCUCAAAUGCUGUGAUUCUAGCUAGCUUUGAGCGAGCUGCUAUUACUCAGUCGAAUCUCAAGACAGAUGAGUUUGUUUUGGUAGAAGCGAUGAACUACUACAAUACUUGCAUACACCCAGACCUACUUCUUAUCCAUGAGCUUGGGCCUAAUCCCUAUGUAUAUCCCAUCCUAUCGACACAUCUGCAGCACGGCAUUGGGCUGCCUGACCAUGUAAGAUAUGGUUUCAUUUGCAUGACUCUAAGCCAUCGCAUAAAUCGGAUCAGAAACGAUGUCAGCACCCAAGUCUUAACAGAGAAAUGCUACCAAUAUAGGGGUCUGGUCAUUCGCUCUUUAAUCGAAGAUAUCAACGUGAAACAUAAAUAUAAGAGUGAUGUUAUCCUUGCCGGAAUGAUGGCUCUACUUCUGGCUGACGCCCAACAAGGCGCUUUACGAGAAUGGAGAAGUCACUUGGAAGCAAUGCAGCAAGUUAUUAUAUUGCGUGGCGGAUUGAACUCAAUCAACAGAUAUAAGCAUUUAGAGUCCCUGCUUCUCUGUUUUGUAUUCAUUGCAGUGAUCGGAGAUUCCACCUCUCCAGCGACUGAUCUUUUCCUGACAAAUUCGCGUAUGGAAGAAUUCGACACGGCCCUGGAACAAUACAACGACUUUCUAUUUGUCUUCCAAAUGUGUCCUCCAUUUCUUUUCUCCGAGAUCACCAAUAUAAAUCGCCUUCGGCUACAGGCCACAAAGCUCGAAUUCAUAACGCGCAACGAGCUGUAUAAUAAGGCAACUAUGAUACUGGCGCGCGUUAACGAAUUUUGCCCAGAGAAAUGGGGCCGAACAAAGCCGUCGCGAAUAGAAGACUGGGUGCUCAUGGCUAGCAUCUAUCAGCUUGCAGUGGCCUUGUACUGCAUACUAUCACUCCAAAGCGUAUCCGUUCUGCCAUCUAAUGAUCCGCUGAGAAUAUUCUGCGCCGCCACGGGACACACGCUUCUCAGCCUUCUUGAGGAAGGGCUCGCAUCACGAAGAAUCAAUAGAUUCUUGCUAUGGCCCCUAGUAGUGCUUGGUGUGGAGGCCAAACACGACAACCCAGCAAUGCGCACCUUCGUAGCCAAGCAGCUCCCGCAAAUGAGUCGUCGCGCCGGUGUAUAUGCGCCGUUGACAGCUUUGGCAUUACUUGAGCGGUUCUGGGCCUCCCACGUCACUGGCUGGGAUGCGUGUUUCGAUAGGCCUUAUGCUUUUACGUUGCAGGUAGCUGUAGACGUAAGUCGUGUAUCGUCCGCAAGCUGAAUAGUUGAGUCUAAGGAAGUCGGCGGCAAAUGCACGGUCAUACUAUUUUGGAUUUAAGUUGCGCAUAGUACUCACACCAACAUCUAAGUCCUACACUCAGCAAUGAACGUCAUGUCAGGGCGUCUUUCCUGGUCAAGCGACUCAUAGGCGUGUCUUCAUCUUUGUGGUCGCUAUGCACCAAACUAUGUUCAUAAUUGCCAUAAGAUUGCUAGGCAGAAAACGAAUAGUGGAAAUUUAUGGGCUCUUUGCAU
This is a messenger RNA of Truncatella angustata, 1943 nucleotides long. RefSeq names its product fungal-specific transcription factor domain-containing protein. NCBI's taxonomy places the organism in Eukaryota, Fungi, Ascomycota, Sordariomycetes, Amphisphaeriales, Sporocadaceae. The transcript is spliced from 4 exons. Gene Ontology annotation, biological process: positive regulation of transcription by RNA polymerase II. Gene Ontology annotation, cellular component: nucleus. Gene Ontology annotation, molecular function: zinc ion binding; transcription cis-regulatory region binding; DNA-binding transcription factor activity, RNA polymerase II-specific. The record is from RefSeq and is a predicted model, not a curated record. The coding region runs from base 157 to 1692 and encodes 511 amino acids.